Messenger RNA from Nerophis lumbriciformis (worm pipefish), 1374 nucleotides. NCBI's taxonomy places the organism in Eukaryota, Metazoa, Chordata, Actinopteri, Syngnathiformes, Syngnathidae. The record is from RefSeq and is a predicted model, not a curated record.
UUGGACCUCGAGAGCCACCGUAGAGUACGUGUUUCUGUCAUGGCGGUCCUAUGGUGUCAUUUUGGAGUAUUUGGAGUACAACAUAUGUUUUUACUGUAGUAUAUCAUUAUUUGGACAUGGCAGGAAGCUUCCUAGUAACAUUGUAUGAGUACUCACCACUCUUUUAUAUUAGCGUGGUUUCUUUGUGCUUUUUAGUUACCGCCGCCAUGGUGCUCGGCUGGUUUGGCUUUGACGUCCCAGUGAUUUUACGCAGCUCUGAGGACACAGACUUCCUACCUAGCCCCGAAAAGCAAAUGGUUCAGGUCACCAACCCCUUUUCCCUGGAGAUGGGCUCUGGACGUGCCUCUGUUGCCAACGGUGUGCAGUUGAAGCCCUGUUGUUUGGAGCCCUGUGUCCUUAGCUGCUUCUGGGGCUGCGAGGUCGGUGCCCUACAGGAAGCCCUGCAGGGGGGAGCCAGGCUCAGUACACCCCAACAUUUCCAGGAAGCACUGCGUCACCGUUACCUCCACUGCCAGAGCUUCGACGUCAGCAGUGCAGACCAAGAGGAACAUCACACACACAUACCCGCUGAUCAGGGAAUCACUGAUUUGGGCCCGUUGCCCAGGCAACGCUAUCCGCUUGUGGCGGUGCUGACCUUGGCGGGACAAGAAGCCCGAGAUACUUACAACUUUGUGUCCAGUGUGAGUGUUGUUCACGUGCCUGAUGAGAAAUACAAAAUGUCUGCAAGGAUCCUCUUUCAGUACCUCCUCACCUCUCAAGGGAGCAUGUAUGACUUAAAGCCUCUCUUCAUGUCAGCUAACUCCAUGGGGGACUCUGACCCGACCGAGCUCCCCGCUGCGCCUGAGGACGAGGAGGAGGCUAGCAGGGUGUCAUCAUCGGUGCUUGAGGAAGAGGAAGAGGACGACUGGUCUGAGGGGCGCGGCAGAGACUGUGUGGUGUGUCAGAAUGCGUCCGUCAACAGAGUCCUGCUGCCCUGCAGACACGCGUGCGUGUGCAACAGCUGUGCGUGUCGCUUCCAACACUGUCCCAUCUGUAGGGCCUUCAUCCUGGAGUCCUUCGCCCUCACUCUGCCUCCGCCUCAACUCUGACAUCAAACGUUUGGACUUUGGUCUUGUGAAUGUUUGUGCACACUGAAGACGUGUAUACAGCGGUGCCUCAAGAUACGAGUUGACAUGGUUCUGUGACGCAGCUUGUGUUACAAAACAGCGAUUCCAAUGUGGUCAAUGUUUAACCUCUUUAAACGCCCCCUGGUGGUGGCCAAGGUAUUGUUUGUUGUUGUAUUAUAAACUAUAAUAUCCAUCCAUCUUCCUCCGCUUAUCCAAAGUCAGUUAUGUGUGACCAUGUGUGUUGACUUUUUGUGCUGGUUGAAUCUUU